Vigna radiata var. radiata (mung bean) is the source of this 951-nucleotide messenger RNA. Its product is annotated as stress response protein nst1. Gene Ontology annotation, cellular component: nucleus. Lineage: Eukaryota; Viridiplantae; Streptophyta; Magnoliopsida; Fabales; Fabaceae. The coding region runs from base 86 to 649 and encodes 187 amino acids. The record is from RefSeq and is a predicted model, not a curated record. The transcript has 3 exons.
GCUGGUGUUCUGCAAAUUGUUAGGGUUUGCUAUUUAAUCACUGUUGUUCCCCGAAUCUGUUCUGAAGAACCUCCAUCUUCCUACAAUGAAGAAGAACGAGGAACGCAGUGAUAAUCGCAAGAAGAAGCACAUGAUGAAGAGGAACAUUUCGAGGUUGGGCGGUAGUGGCCUUUCGCUCGAAGCUUUCGCCAAUGCAAAGUCCAAGAACAAGCAAUAUAACCCAGCUCUCAUAAAGAAACAAAGGGAGUUCUAUAAAAAUGCUAAGAAUGUGAAUAAGUUUAAGAAGUUGUUAAAGCAGCAAAACCAGCAGAAUGGUCGUUCCUCGGGUCAGGAACAUGACCAGGAUGCAAAUGAAACUGACAAGUACAAGGACAAGAGUGAGAGAAGGAGGAGGAAGAACAGUGCUUUUAGUUUGGAAGAACUGUACAGAAAGCAGCAUGAAGAGAAAGAGAAAGAAAGAAUGGAGAGAGAGGCAGUGCUGAGGGUAAGGAAGGAAGAGAGAGAACAAGCUGAAACUCGGAGAAAGGCUGUUCGGGAAAAAAUGCUUAAGAAGACCCGAAGAGGGCAGCCUGUUAUGAAAUACAGAAUUGAGCAUCUUUUGGAGACUAUUCAAGGUUCAACUAAAAUUGCGGCUGGCAGUGAAUCGUAAGUAGUGGAAUGGAAAAAGGACGAAUGUUGGAGAACAUCCUUCUGUUAAAUGUUAUUAGCGUCGUAAUAUAUUAAUUUGGUGACCAAGCUUACCGAGGAACAUGAUAUUAUUUGUGGUAGACUAAAUCUCCAGCAUUUCAUCUAUGUCAUGCUUGUAUCAAAUGUAAUCAAAAUUCAUUCUUGUAAUUGCUCUGUAGAACCAGUAAUCAUCACUGCUUGUAGUGAGUACAUUUAAGUUGACAUUUGUCUCAAUAUACAAAGAAUUAAAUAUAAUCUGCAAUUCUCACAUGCUUUCAAUGCUAA